This is a messenger RNA of Pocillopora meandrina, 11171 nucleotides long. The record is from the annotation of a GenBank genome assembly. NCBI's taxonomy places the organism in Eukaryota, Metazoa, Cnidaria, Anthozoa, Scleractinia, Pocilloporidae.
GUUCAUUGGAUCAAACCUCCCACUCGACUUUGCGAAUCUGUACUGGAAAUGCGUUUUACGAGAACUUUCUUCUUGCUGGGCUGUAUUGUUCCUGUUUUGCAGCCGGCAGUGCUUAUAUAAUACUUGGAAGUUUCUACUCCUUGGAUUAAUUAUUUCCGUUCAAUUUAAAUCAUCCCGCAAACCACUAAGAAAUUCAUAGUUAGAUUCCUAACAAUUAAACGGAUUUAAACGAAUAGAGCGUAUUGUUAGUGGGCUGUUUUGUAGGAAAUUAUCGCAAAAGUCGUCUCUGCUUAAUGCCUAAAACGGAUUUGAAAAGUUGUUGACCGGCAGACCUUUAAAAAUUAGGGAAGUCGUUUCGCGAAGCACUUACGCUAAGGACACGGAAUAGUUUGGAACGCAACUGAAGCCGAGAAGCUGCUGAGGGAGGUUUUUGUCUUGGAAAAAAAAUACAACUGGCGUGCUUAAUGGAUUAACAUGCUUGUGGUGGUUCUAGUCUAAAGAAUGUCGGCAGUUCGGUGGACUGAAUAAACUGAGAUGUUGUAGUUCCAACUGGUUACAAAAACACCAGAUAUGGUCCUGCCCGUGAUGCAUCUGGGGCUUGCACAUCUGUUUGCUAUAUUGUUACAAACGGCUUAAAUGUACAUCCAAUUUCAUUGCAGCAGCGGAUGACUGAAGCCAUACCGAUAACCUCAACCGAUCAACAACUGAACAUUGCGGUCAGUAAUUGCAUUGAAAACAAUCGAAAAAGAUGUGAGGCUCGUCGAGUUGGUGUGGUGAACGAAUGCUAAAGCUUUAAGGAAUUUCAUUUGUAGUACAUCGCGAAUACUUAAGUGGCACUCACUGGAGGCUAUCUGGCAGACUAAAAUUCCACUGAGACUCGCUCUCACUUUCCCACACAGGUUGGAGAUCUAAAGACUUCUUCGGCAGCAUGCGUUCAUUUUCUGUUCAAGUACUUGUGAUCCUGACAACGUUUGGAGGACUUUGUUCAGGUGAGGUUAAACGCAUUUCAUUGACUUCUAAUUGAAGUGGAAUCACUUCGUUUAUUUCUUUGCGCAACAUCUCUCUUAAAAUGAUCUCGAGCAUUUCUUGACAGUUGAGCAACAGCAAUGUUUUCUAAUUGAAAAAUUGCGAUUAAUGUUUCAGUAAGUGUUUAAGCUUCGUUGGAGCUAACAAGGGAAUCUUAGUGGUCUUUAUACAUUUGUUUGACGCAUACAUCAUGACGUGCACAAGACAGUGAUAAGUACAUACUUACAAAAGAGCAGACAAGGAAGGUAUCUGAUCACCUUUGAUUUCUAAGAGGAUCUUUCGUUUAUCAAAAAAAGGUUCGUGAUGCUAAAAAUCCCACGAGAGCUAUACGAACCGCCAAACGCUCAUUUGCAACGAUUCCUAGCGCCUAAACAACAUUGUGAAGAUAAUGCAAUUUUACACUCCAAAAAAGACAAUGUCGUAAUGUCACCACUGCCGUCCUUUGUCUGGACUGAAAGACCGAGAAACAGUGUUGAUUUUUUUUCUUGUAUGCAGGACUUAUAAAAACAUCGUGCUUUUGAAGAAUUAACUAGAUUCGCACAGAGGAGAUUGUUUUUAUCAUUAAAGCGUAGUUUCAGCGGCGAAUUUUCCUGAAAUGACAUAAGAGCCCCCAAGAGUUUAUCCCCUUUUUUUCUUAGAUAGACCAGGCAAAGCCUAAUUUUUGUGACGACGACUGGACGAUAAAAUCAACAGACAAGACUCCCCGGCUCUCAAAUUGUUUAAAUUCACCGAUUGCUGAUUUUAUAAGCUAUCCUGUGUUAUUAAAAUAAGAGUGUUUUACCACUCAGGUGCGCAGUAUGUGUCAUGACCCUUCCUCCUGAAAAACAAACGUAAAGAAGAUAGCCGUGUUUCCAACCACUGCACGGAAUUUUUCCCAGAGACACUAUCCUUCAGCUCUUAUAAUCAGCUUAGCCAGAAAGUAAUCGAUAUCACACAGGUCCCGUGGUGGAGCCGGUUGAUAACUCGCGCCUUUGGAAUGGCGUGGUAUAAAGCUAGAGAGAAUCGUACUUUGUAUUUCUAAUUCGAAGUAAAACAAACAAUUUUGACAUUAUACCGAGACAUUAAAAGGCUCACGCCCCUACUUCGUUAGUGCGUUUAGUACGUUGUUCGUCUUGAUCACUGAAAUCUUUAAAUAAAAAAAAAGCAACUUUUUUGUUUUCGUGCGGGUGUACGCGUUGGAAAACAACUGAAUGUUGAAGAUUGACAAAUAUUGGCGAAAGUGACAUUCCUCAACAUUUAGUUCGUUUAGCUGCCUCAUGGGUCGAGACAGAAACAUUCUGUACCAAUCAUUGCAAGGUACUUCACUAUCAUUACCUCUUACUUUAUGUUGUCAUUUUCCAUCUUUCCGGCGUUUGACAGGAAAACCCAGUACAUGUUGUGAUGCUUAAUUGUCAAUCGUUUGAUUGCAGUUUUGCGUGGGCUCUGCGCAUAAAAAUUGAUGUGUUAACUUUAAUUGAUGUGCUUGUUUGAAGCAAGAAUGUCUAAGUCAGUCUCACUAGGAAUGUAUUCUGUCAGAUUGUUUUCAUCAAAGCUAAAAAUAAGCUGCUGAUGUAUUUUUAAGUUAAACUGAAUGAAUAUCUCUCGGGUGACGACUUUUCGAAAAUUCUGCCAAACUAAGCCACUGUCAUCUCCUUCUUUUUUUUUUUUUUUUUUGUUGACACAACUUGAAUCGCUGCUGAAGGUGAUGCAAAUGAAAUGUCCGAAUUGAAGUUAAUCUUAUUUAAGUCAUGUUUUGGCUUCUGUAAAUGUAUUGAACAGGCCAAACAGAGGUGGUUUUAAUCAUAUCAAUUGUUGCUAAAAUUUCAAUCGUCAAUCUCGGUCCAGGCGUAGGGCAGAUUUGGAAACACACCUUCACUAUUCGGAAUCACAGUAAAAGAUGACCCACUUCUAAUCAAUUUGUUGAUGUUUCACUUUGCAGUGAUAGCCAAGAGUGUAUCACAACGAACAAGCUCAAAAGGUGAACAAAACAUUUAUCAUUUUAACGAGUAUUCAGUUAUCUUCUUCUCCUUUCUGAGGGGACGCCAUUUAAACAUUGGGUAAAAAUUAAGUUGUUGUUUUUUUUAGUAUUAUAUUGUUAAUUUUGCUUUCAUCAUUAGAUGAAGCAAGCUGUGAUUUCGAGGGGAACACCCACCCAGCCGACACCACGUUUGUCACGGCCGACUGUUCUGCGCAGUGCUACUGUACGGUAGAUGGGGAUUUAAGCUGUCUGCCUAUUUGCCCUACUCCUGCACCUACUCAAUGCCCCCCCGGAAGGGUCCUGAGAGAGGAAGAAUACCCAGCUGUUUCAGGAGGUGGCCGUUGUACUUGUAAGAGAAGAUUCUGCGCCCUUGAAAAAGGUAACGCCAGUUUCAUAGCGGGCGGACGCCUGCGUAUGCAUGUGAGUGUUGGUUUCAAGAGCUCGCAAGAAUGGCAAUCCUGUUACCAGCUUUUCACGACGCGAAAUCUUUUAAUGCACUUCCUGAGUACAAAGCAAGUUGUUUUUCGAGACGAUGAUUCAUCGUGAAAUCAACUUUUUUCAUUUUCUCACGCUUACGUUUGUUUUGAUCUACUUGCACAACUUAUGAUAACAUGUGCUAGUGAUAGUCUUGUACUCGUUCAAAAACUCUCCCCUUUUAUUUUUUUUUGUUUGCGUGUUUUUAAUGUCCUGCGGUACUCUUUGUUAUCAAGCUCACAUUAUGCGAGGCAUAAAUGAGUUUUUAAUCUCUAAGAGCUAUCGCUACAUGAUACAAAGUAAACUGUCGUAAAGGUGAUAAAGUUUCAGCGAAAGUCUGGCAUAGUAGCUCUUAGCAGAAUCCAAACUUGGACACCGCCCUUUUUAUCCACUUAUGAGCUAAGUAGUCCGGGUCUUAACCAGGUUACAAAACUAUAGUCACUGGCUUUGAGACAGAAGAUACGUACAGUAAUGCAGUCGGUUUUUUUUCGGAUAUUUUAUCUCCAGUUUAAUCCUCUUCAAAGUGUCCUUGACUUAAGAAGCCGCAAAGCGAGUGAGUGUGGUAAUUCUAUCGCCAAUUAGAAAGCAGGAAAUAUUAUUUUCGAGAGCCUUUUGGGAGCACGUUUUAAAAUCAACGCGUCGCAUCACAUGAAAACAAUAAGUUAGGUUAGGUGUAAUGUUUUCUCUCCCGUUCAUUUAUCUAUGUAUGGCCAAAACUUGUAUAUGAGAUACAUUUUUUAGGCGGAAACGGCCGCCCAAGUUUUAUUCCUUUCCUUUCGUUGAUAAUUACAACCAACAAACACGGAUACAUAAGUGCAUUUAUUGUAACACCGCAACCAGGUUAAUUAUGACCUGUCAGAAAAAUCCUGCGUAAAGCCACAGACAACCGAAAACUACAACGAGUUUAAGGUUAAACUGUUUCGGGCGUUUACUUAAUCGAAAGAUUUUAUUCGUUUCCUCGCACCAAGAGGAGUGAGAGACAAACAAAAGUUCUGGUUCCCCACGAAGACUUUAACCUCAAGGCAUCCCACCGCGCAAUCCAAAGGUCUGAGGUAUGAUUGCACCUGAUUGACUCAGUGUUUUUCUUUGUGCUACAAUCGAGCAAAAACAAUAAACAUCGCUCUUCCUUCCGAGCAGAAGUUUCCAUCUCUCCAUUCUAAAAUUUUGUUUUGAUAUGAGUCAAUUUAGAUCACAUGAGAUUAUAUUUCUCGAUAGUAAUUGGACAAAAAUCAUCAUCUGCGAUAAAUCUGAGGUUAAUUCCCAAAACCAAAGGGCAGGGAGAGAAAUUUUGUGUCUCGAGUUAGCGUUACACCGAGAAAUAUCGAUGAGAGAUUAUUGUUAUGGAAUCGUCAACCUAUUUCUUGUUUUGCCAACCGAUGAAAUAAUGUUGUUUUUAAAACCCUUGUUUUUCAAGGGCAUCAAAUCUCCCAGGCGACUGAUUAACUAGUUUACGAAUGAUUGCCAGUUAAGGCAGAUUAUGUCUACAGUACAACAUUAGUACGUUUAAGAUUUGUCGGAAACAAAUACAUUUAAGCUGAUGUCUAUUGCUGCAAAACACAUUACUCAAUCUUAUGUGCGUAAUUUCCCAUAGGUCAUGGAAUUAACUUGGUCAUAAAUCAUUAUUAGGACAUUGAAAAACAAUCAGAAACAUGACUCUGGCGAUUUCAUGAUAUGCAGCCUCAUUUCAGCGUUUAAUAGGCAAGAGAGAAAUUCUGUGAUGUCCUCUACAGGUUUCUAACUAUUGGAAUAAACAUUUUUGAGAGUGGUGGGAAAGUAGAGUUAAAAUUUUUGGCAAUAUUGCUUAACUUUUUUGAACUUGUAACCUCACCCACUGAUAUUUUUCGUGACUUUCUUGAGCAUUUUGUUUUUCUCUCUUGUGCCUUCCCGUGAUCGACUCCUGUAGCUGGACGCACGCAACGAUUUGACCCUCAUGAAAAAACAACGUAAAAAGGAUUAACAGUGAUUUAAGAAAUGAGAUUACAGAAGGUACUAUUACGGUGCGCGUGUGUUUCGGACUUCACGCGAUGGCGCUCACUGUUGGGUGGUGGUCUGAUAAUAGGAGUUGUGAGGGAACCGUAGAAUGUUGCGAUACCCAGAACAUUAGGUCUCGCAAUGCGAAUGUGGCCGUGUUAAUGGCGCUUGAUCAGUAGAGUAGAACAAAAAUUUGCGGUCUAUUUUCCUCAUCUAGGGUUCUGUAAUUCUUUUUUUCUUUUUCUUUCUUUUUUUUUUUUUUUUUUUUUUUUUUUUUUUUUUUCAAUUCCUUCAAGAAAGCGUUUAGCUUGACAGAAAACGUCCUGAUGCGCCUUGUGCAUUCGUGUGAAAUGGUAAACACGACUAAAAGAUAAAAAGAUUAAAUGGCGGAUCAAUUGGAUAUAAUGACCUGGCGUUUCGGUGACACCCUGUGGCCUCUGGAUCACGCUCGCAAAACUGAGUUUUAUUACGCAAUUUAAAAGAGAAUUGACACGAAAAAUUAUAUAUUCUUAAACAAGAUAAAUAAUUAAGAAGAGUCUUUAAUACUGUUCGUUGAGUAGAAGUAAAGACUCCACAUUUCUCUAUCACGAGACCGAAUGGCGAAGCACUUCAGAAUCUUUAUCGUAUUUCUCACAAAAAAGGAAAAAAAAAAUUUGAUAAUAAUUAAGCCUUCCGUCGCACCAAAAAAACUAGCUAGCUUUAUUAAAAUUCCUUACACAAAGCUGCAUUCAGCAAGCUCCAAAAAGCUACGCUAUGAUUCAAAUCAUAGAUCAGACAUGGCGCCAAAGGAUUUCAAACUCGAGCGGUAAAUACACUUAGUUUACUUGGCCUUGGUAAUGACACAACAGUUUUGAGAAUAAGAUCUAUUUUAAAAAAAACAUGGAUGCACGCCUGUUGCUGCUUAUCUUGUCAAGACUGAAGCCAAUGUGCUUUACGCAAUGGCAUCGAAAGAAGCGGACAGUGUUUUGAUAAAUCCAAUAUACUUCCGUGUCUAAACGUUGGUUUCCGUACCCUCUAAAGGCGCGAUCGCUGUUAAAUAAAAGAAAUUCCCAAAAAGCGUUUUUCGUUUUGUAGAGGAAAUAAUGAAACUUAUUCUGUUUUCUUGAUAAAGUAACUUUAUGUUUUGUGUCUAAAGGAUUCCGGGGUUGUUUUUUUUUACCUCCUUCCCGUCGUGAGGAAAACUAAAAUGGUUAAUCCAGCCCUCAUCAAUCAUGUUUUCAUACGCCUAAGCCUUAUAUUUAUUCAGAAUGGUCGUUAAAGACACAGCGACUUUCCAUUUAAAGCCGCCGAAGAAAACUAAGGGAGAGAGCUUAAUCCUUGAGAUUUUGAGGUUAGGCGUGACUAGUAAUGGAAUCAUGAUUGAGUAGAGUCCAACUCGGUCUAUAAUCAUACGAGUGAUUAACAAAAUCGGACGACCGCGAGGCUAGAGCCGAUUUGUUAAUUACGAGCAUGAUUUGUCCUCAAAUCGAACCGGUGAGAAUCAAUCACGUCCGAGAAUUGUUGCAGUUUUGACUGCCAGAUGUUGCUAUUUAUCACUUUUCAUAUCUUUAUGCAAGUUGGCGCAAAAAAGAUAUCUUUUAGUUCGAGUUUUGCUAAUAACCUUUAUUAAUCAAUUAAUUCUUUGGCGCAAAAUGAGGGUAAUAUAAUAAUGAAGCACACAGGAAAUCCAAAGAGUGUUUGUUUGAUCUAUAGCGUGCAUCACAUGAUAUGUCAUAAUCAUAUUUUCUAUUUCCAGUUCUGUGUUUCAGAAAGGAAAAUGGAGAAAAAUACAAAGUUGGAGAGACAUUCAGCUUAAAUAACUGCUCCAAGACAUGCAGAUGUAAUGAAAACGGUCAAAUAUCAUGUGCGCCGACGUGCUCGAAAAACACCUGUCCCAAGGGAACACGGCCCAAAAGGAACGGUGAAAUACAACUUGAAAAUAACUGCUCGUGCGCCAUACAAGAAUGUGUCGCAGGUGACUCUUAUUUUAUAUGCUAGGGGGGUUUCUACAGUCCAAUGGUUUACAUGUGGCCCCUAGAGCGGGUGGCGAGAAAACAUAAUGCCGCUCUUCUUACAGUAUGCUUGUACAUCUCAGGUUAUAAAAAGCAGUCAUGAUAAAAACUAAGGGUUCUUAAAGGUAGAGCAAGUAUACCAGAAAUUUGGAAUUGUGACAGUUGAACCGUCAUUGAAAAUUUUGAUUAUUGACAGGCAUCUAAAAGUCGGUCAUUUUUUAACUGAAACAGGGGAGCAAUAAAAUCUACCAUCCCUCCCAUGGCAUGCUUGGUCAAAACACGUCACCCCUCCUCGCUUCCCAGAAUUUCGCCAAGUUACCCUGACGCUUCGCUGGUAUCAAGUACAAAUAGACUGUGAGACUAAUGUGUUUAGUUAAAGAAAACAUUUAAAUGAUAUGAACUGGUCCUAACUCCACAUCUUUUAGGCUCAGUGGUUUAGUGUUUGUUUUUGUUGUCAUCAGCUUGCCUGAGACGUCAUAUAGUUUAGUUUUAUAUUUGUUAUUCCGUGUACGUCAACUGUAGUAUACUUGAAUAUCAAUAAGUUUAUAACGUCCUUGUGGUGAGCCCGGCAGAAAUCUUAGAAAAGAAACCUGACUAUCCAUGAAUAAAAAUAUGCUUUCUUUCAGUUCCCAAAUCGUUCUGUUACGUCGAUGGUCGACGAUUUAGGCGCGGUCGCGUUUUCAUUACGAAAGACUGCAAGCUCAAGUGCCGCUGCAAGAAGAACGGCAAAACGCGAUGUACACGGUUAUGUAAGAAGAAACAAAAUAAACAAGAGUGCGGCCCAGAUGAAACAUUGGAAAAUAUUAAUGAAUCGUCUGCUGGGGGAAGAUGCUCAUGUGAGACAAAGAUCUGUAUAUCGACCUUGGGUAAGUUUGUGUGUCUAGUAUUGUCUGCGUACGAAUGCUGAAUUGCUCUACUUUUAAAGCUUAUCCGCCAGUCUCUGAAACAUUUGCGCUACGUCUGCUGUCAGAUGGGACGCCAUGCCUUGCAGAUAAAGGACCCGUCAAAAUAAGUUCUGUUGUGUCGGCUCUUUAAUAUUCUAAUAUUCCUUCCCACCUCCCCUCGUCCCCGCUCAUUGGCAGUUUAUUGGCAGUCAUUUAUUUUCCAUAGUUCCCCUUUAUACUAUAUUAGCGACGACUGAUCCUCCUCCAUUCUCCCUGAAAACCAUGCGACCCCCCAAUAAUCCCCCCCCCCACCCCAGACGAUAAAUAAUGAAGGUCCCCAACUAGUAAUGAAUUCAUUAAAAAUUCCUCAACAGUGUAAUGGUACCUAUUCAUACUCGGAUUGGAGUGACGCCCUGUAUGCUCUAAAUCGUAAAGAGAUAACCUCGAUUUCUUAAAAUUUGUUCUCUUUUAGCAAAUGUCUGGGGAAAUAAAGUGAGUCAUCUUGAAAGCAGGAAUACCAGAGGUGAGGCUUGCGACAACAAGGAAAUUUACGGUAAAAUUAAGGCGGAAAACACAAUGUUUUGGUUUUUGGGAAAAUUUUAUCUAAGAAAAUGUUCGCUAUUGCUCGAAAUGCAGCUGGCUGAUUAGUAGGGAAUGGGUCAAACAGACUGCUUACCUAGACCCUGCUGAAUCGCCAUGGUCACUCAGGGGGGAUAGGGGAGGAGGUUUAGGAUUUUGGGGGGAUCACGUGGAUUUCAUUGGGAUCUGUCGUCACUAACGGAGUACAAAGGGGGGGGGACCAUACAAGAUUAAUUGUUAAUUAACAUCGUCAACUACCCUCAUCUCACCCCUCCUCAGGAGACAAACAAUAAGCAGUCCCUUCAAUAAUUCAAAGCCGAUGAAAUUUCUUCUAAUUCCAAGGUUUGUUUGUUUUAAUUUCAGAUGCAUAGUGCCAGCAUCAUACACAUUGCAUUGACUCGAUCAAGAGCAAGUGCAAUACUAUCAAUUAAGGACCUUGCAGCGAAGCCAAAUUCAUUAUUUCAUGACACUUUUUUCAUAUGGUAUCAUACGUACGCCUCUACCCGAUAUUGGCACCCAAAUAAGCAAAGCACGAUUUCCUGAUAUUCCAAAACAUUCGUAUAAUCAACUUUAACGACUAUGUCUCUGGUGUAACACCUGGUUUAUUUACUAAGAGCGUAGGCUGAUAUGGAAAAAAAAUGGAAACGAUUUUUUUCUUAGUUAGAAAUAAAUUAAGCUUGGUUUUAUGCCGGGAUAUCGAAAGAAAAGGCAAUCACUAGCUAUAAGGAUAGGAAAGAAAUUUUUUAGAGUGGCAACAAGUUAGUUUAAAAAAAGGAUCAAGCUCUUUGGAAAACAGGGAGCGUUAACGGGCUCAUUAGACAGAUAUUCUCAUUUUUGCAUUGUAGUGUAUAAUUUAGGAAUCAUAAUCAUAUCAUCGUUUUCAUGAUUGAGUAGACGAACGAAUUAUACGUGAUUAGUCUUUUUACGUAACCAAAUUAACUAAAAAGUGUCUCUGUGAUAGUUUUGACAAGGAUAAAUCAAAGAAAGUAAAACUGAGGCUUCAAAUGGAGAGAAAUAUUCAUUGGGGUGUGGCGUGCACUUUACCCCACUUAAAGAAAUAGUCUUUAGUGCAUAAAGCACCCUUCGCUCAAAAAGGUAUGAUUUCAAUUUUACGAAAGCUGAUUAACGUAAAAUCUUCGCAUAUCUUAGGUAACAGUAAGCCGUUUUAGCCGUUUUAGUAACCUGAUGACCUCCUUCAGGCAAUCUAUCUAUCUAUCCCGUCGAUAGAUGUUCCCUUUGAGGGAGAAAUCAUACGAGUUUACUUAGUUUCUUUGGGAUCGAAGUAUCUCCGCGUUAGUAUCCGACCAAAAUGAGUAAGCAUCCCCAGAUGUCGCUCCCGUGUACGGAGGCAUCAAUGAAGUACCUUUGAAGUGUUUGGAGCUUCACUGAUAAAAGCGUUAACUGUUACUUUUUUUUUAAAUUAUUCACUUCUAUGCAUCUCACUGCUAUGCAUUAUUAGGCGCGAAAUACACAGAGAGAAGGAAAAACUGAAGCACUUUCAUCUGUUAUGUGGACAAAAUGUUGAUGAACAAACGUUUUUCAACUCUUCAAUUUAGAACGCUUAAACUUAUUAAUACGUUACAUAACUUAAAGGUGACUGACUCGGUGCCUAGAAAAGACAUGCAUCAAUACUAACAUGUACUGUCGUCUAGACUUUGAAACAAUAUAGGUAAAACUGCUGCAAAGUAGCGCAAGUGGUUGGAAUAUACUGUUAUUAUAACUUAAAUAAAGGUUCUGAUACUCGAGUUUUACAUAAUUAAUUAUUGUGAGAAUUAUUAAUUCCUUGAGGCAACAGGAAUUUGUGGAAAUUUUGUCUAACUAGUAAUAGCAGAUAAAAAAAUGCAACCCCUUGAUGUUCAGUUAUAACGUACCAAAUAGGCCACGCAGUAACUAAAUUAACUUCCUUCCGUCGAAAAAUUAAUUUUUGUCUCUGAGGACAUUUCAUUUCUGCGUUUCCAAGAAGACUCCAAUUUUUUUCUGACUUCUCUAGUCUGAAACGUUCAAGAGGAAAUCUGUGAGACGUAAAGCGACAAAACAGGUUUGUUCUAACUCUGUGACGUGAGUGGUCACUAACUAUGGGUCACAUCAGGAAAAAGAAAACUUUACAAGAUAUGUCUGUUGUCCCCUUCCUUUAUAAUUAAGGGAUUAGACAACAUCAUACGCUCUAAUCGUUUAGUAAUCGUUCUUAACGAGAACUUUUUUUACCAACAGGGUUAUUACUGAGUUUUUGGCUGCCUUGGUAACCGUGUGAUGUAAUUCGUUAGAAUAGAUUUUUAAAAUUAAAGGUGA